UUGUUUGAAGUGGACCCCAUAGACGCAGUCAGAGUCAAGUUUCCACCAAGCAGUCCAAGAGGCCUGGAAGAAGUAAACCUGGAGGUGGGACCUGGAGAAAGCUGGAACCAUGCUGACCUUGCACACGGCAAAGAAGCAGACACCAUUUCUGGAAAGUCCGUCAUCAAUGUGGAUGAGGGAGAUGAGGGUCCCCAAAUCUGCCGUGUAUGUGGGGACAAGGCCACUGGUUAUCACUUCAAUGUCAUGACAUGUGAAGGCUGCAAGGGCUUUUUCAGGAGGGCCAUGAAACGCAAUGUCCGGCUGAGGUGCCCUUUCCGGAAAGGCACGUGUGAAAUCACCCAGAAGACCCGGCGGCAAUGCCAGGCCUGCCGUUUGCGGAAGUGCCUAGAGAGCGGCAUGAAGAAGGAGAUGAUCAUGUCGGAUGCAGCCGUGGAGCAGAGGCGCGCCUUGAUCAGGAGGAAGAAGAGAGAACGGGGUGACUUGCAGCCCCCAGGAACAAAGGGUCUGACCCAAGAACAGCAGACGAUGAUCAGGGAGCUGAUGGAUGCUCAGAUGAAAACCUUUGACACCACCUUCUCCCAUUUCAGGAACUUCCGGCUGCCAGAGGUGCUUAGCGGCAGCUCUGAGAAUCCGGAGUCUCUCUGGGCGCCAUCAGGAGAGGAAGCUGCCAAGUGGCACCAGAUCAAGGAAGACCUGUGCUCUGUGAAGGUCUCUCUGCAGCUGCAGGGGGAGGAUGGCAGCGUCUGGAAUUACAAACCCCCAACAGCCAGCAACGGGAAAGAGAUCUUUUCCCUGCUGCCUCACAUAGCAGACCUGUCAACCUACAUGUUCAAAGGCAUCAUCAACUUUGCCAAAGUCAUCUCCCACUUCAGGAACCUGCCCAUCGAGGACCAGAUCUCCCUGCUGAAGGGGGCCACCUUUGAGCUGUGCCAACUCAGAUUCAACACAGUGUUCAACGCAGAGACCGGGACCUGGGAGUGUGGCCGGCUGUCCUACUGCUUGGAAGACCCCGCAGGUGGCUUCCAGCAGCUUCUCCUAGAGCCGGUGCUGAAGUUCCACUACAUGCUGAAGAAGCUGCAGCUGCACAAGGAGGAGUACGUGCUGAUGCAGGCCAUCUCCCUUUUCUCCCCAGACCGCCCGGGUGUGGUGCAGUACCAGAUGGUGGACCAGCUGCAGGAGCGAUUUGCCGUCACCCUAAAGGCCUACAUCGAGUGCAACCGGCCUCAGCCCGCCCACAGGUUCCUGUUCCUGAAGAUCAUGGCCAUGCUCACCGAGCUCCGCAGCAUCAACGCCCAGCAUACCCAGCGACUGCUGCGCAUCCAGGACAUACACCCCUUUGCCACCCCCCUCAUGCGGGAGUUGUUCAGCAUGGCGGAUGGCUGAAUAGCUGCCCCGGGGCAAAUCCCCCCGGGCAGCCAGGGCCAGAAGCCUUGGAGCUGCCACUGCUGGGGUUAUAUAGAUGGACACUGCUGAGCGCCCACAGUGACCUGCCGGUCUCGCCUCCCCCAGCAGACUCCUAUGGCAGCUGUGACGAUGGCUGGUUGGUGUUCCUCACCCUCACCCCGCAGCUCAAUUGGUGGAGACAGAAGCCAUUAACCCUUAUAUGGAAAGUGUGAUGGCCUACAGGUCAGGCCAUUGAGAGGCAAGGCAACCCAACCCUCAGAAAAGGCCCUGUGGUCUGGGGAUUUAGUUCCUGGAGGGAGAGGGAAAAAGGUCGUCUGAAGGUCUAUGUUCACACCCACGUUCACUAGCCUAUUGGGUACUUUUACUGCUCUCUCUACUACCCUAGGGUCCUACUUCCCACCCAUCCCCAGGUCCCAGCCUCCUGUCCCCACACUGGUCCACUGUGUCCAGCAGCCUGUGCAUUGGUAUCUGUGGGAGUACUGAAGCCAGAGGCCUGCACUAAAUAUCAGAAGCUCAUCAUGAUGUCUCUAUGCAUAUAUUCUCCCCUCUGGGCACCGCAUUCUGUGUCUUUGUAGUCACUCAAACCCAUGUUAAGGACGAGCAUGCAGCCAGCAGUGGGGUACUCAGCCUGACUCAGAAGUAGAUCCAGAACCUGGAAAAAGUUUGUAGUUCAAUAAAGGAAACAAAGCAGAAACACAAAAGUUGGUCAAAAGAAGUGAUGGGUGAGCUAGCCAGCGCGGGAGUUUCCGUGUGUCGGUGCUGAGCCACGCUGGGCUUCUGUGCACUGGGGGACCCAAGUGACAGUUGCCAGAAUGUCUGUGGGAGGAAGGGCACUGUGUGCACAAUUGUGUGACUUGGUACAGGUCUCCUCCCUUCUGAGGUAGGACUUGAGUUUGCUCUUGGGGGUCCACUCUGGGGGUGCUUUCUGUGGCAGGCUACGCUGGCAGGAGACAAGCCAGAGCAGAACCAAUUGAAUGUACUGCAUGUUCGGUUUACACACCUAUUUUCAAAAUUAAAGAGUAUGAAA
Messenger RNA from Talpa occidentalis (Iberian mole), 2431 nucleotides. It is a transcript of the gene NR1I2, whose product is annotated as nuclear receptor subfamily 1 group I member 2. NCBI's taxonomy places the organism in Eukaryota, Metazoa, Chordata, Mammalia, Eulipotyphla, Talpidae. The transcript is spliced from 9 exons. The annotation marks the transcript as partial. The record is from RefSeq and is a predicted model, not a curated record. Gene Ontology annotation, molecular function: nuclear receptor activity; RNA polymerase II cis-regulatory region sequence-specific DNA binding; zinc ion binding. Gene Ontology annotation, biological process: cell differentiation; positive regulation of transcription by RNA polymerase II; negative regulation of transcription by RNA polymerase II.